Amoebophrya sp. A120 is the source of this 14876-nucleotide messenger RNA. NCBI's taxonomy places the organism in Eukaryota, Dinophyceae, Syndiniales, Amoebophryaceae. The record is from the annotation of a GenBank genome assembly.
CGCGACUUUCGUUUGGAAAAAUAAAGUGAUUUAUUUUGCAGGACGACGAUGAAAGACUUCCCCUGCAAGAAGUUCAAGUUGUGAUACAUAUACCUCAACUCGUCGAACAAUCAACAACACUAGCGUUUCACUUUCAAGAUGUCCCAAUCCAGCCAACAACCUCAACCCGCGCCGAAGCGCACACUCCUGAAGCGCACCCUACCACCCAAGCGCGGAACCACGACCAGUGAUGGAGCGCGUUCCGAAAGCGAAGUUUCUGUUCAAAGCCGUAUCAGCAGCCUCGCUCCGAGACCCGCUGGCAAUGGCCGCCUUCUCCCGCGACCGGUCGGAGCAUCGAAGGUUCCAGCUGUUUCUGCACAUCAAAAUCCGGUUACAGGAAAGACAACCGCGGGAGAAGCAUCGAAAGUUCUCGCACCGAAGGAGCGGCAGGUGGAACUCCCCGUCGGCAAUACUGUAGAAGGUCGUGUCCCCCCAUCUACUACCGCUGUCGAUGUGAACAGGACCACCGUCCUCCAGCAAGAUGCGCCAACUAGUGGAACUGCUCCUGCCGCAGCCAAACGGGAGGUUUCCCCUGCGAAGAGCAUCGGCGGGGCUUCGUCCUCCCAUGUUUCGUCCAUGAUGGGCGGACCUGCCGCUGGAGCGAGAAGGCGGCUUCUUUCAAAAAAACCGAAAAGCAACUUGACCUUGGACGCGCUAAGCGCCCUUCCAGUUGUCGCGAAGCCGUUUCCGUUUGAUGGGCAGGAAGUCGGAAACCCCGGGGCAGUGUCCGGCGGUACAGUGCAGGAUGCGCAAGACGAAAUAAAGCCAGGUGGUCUACUGGAGGAUCGAAAGGCAGAGACAGCUCCAGCAACCGCUCCCCCGGCACUACUCGAGUCCGCUCCUGUUGCUGCACCAGUUGUUGUGGUCUCAAAUCAGCCUUCCACCGCAGUUCGAGUUCCAGUUGAAGCACCUCCUCCCGGCUGCAACCACUCCUCUCCGGCAAAGAGCGUAGGUGGUGCGUCUUCUCACGUUUCCUCCAUGUUCAACGGACCGCGACGUCGGCUGCUGCCCAAGAAAGCCAAGAGCAACUUGACGGUAGAUGCCUUGAACUCUCUGCCGGUGAUGGAACAGAAACCUCUGGCGCCAAUGUUGCAGCCAGAAACGGAUCCGGAACAAGCGCAGUUGCCUGAUGUGCUUCUCAAGGCAAAUAUUGCUCCAGUAUCUGUUCCGCCAAGAACGCAGCCGGCACUCCAACCAGCCCCGGCCAACGAGGCAAAUAAGAAGAUGCUUCAGCCGUCGGAGCGAGAACAAAAGCAAGCGAACGAUGCUUCCCCAGCACGUAGCGUGGCUUCCUCCAUGUUCAGUGCUGGUGGUGGACCACCGAGACGGAGGUUGCUAAGCAAAAAACCAAAGAGCAACUUGACGCUCGACGCGUUAAAUGCAUUACCCGUCGUGGCUGCUAAGCCGCAGGAGCCCGCGACGUUGUUACCAACGGCCGCACCGGUAGCGCAGGAACAACAACAGAAGUCGGAGUUGGCGGAAGUUGGUAGGGCGGAACCAGAGGACGCUGGCAUUGCUGCCGAAAUAUCGAAAGCGAACAACAGGGAUGAGACCAGCGUCGCAGAAGUUCUACCAAGAAGAGAAGAACAUAAAUCCGCACCUCCGGUCUCGAAGACUACAACAACCACCACCACGCUCCCAGGUACCACGCAGCCCCAGCCUGCUUCAGCCGCACCUCCAAAGAUGGUUCUGCAGCCGUCGGAAAGACAGAAAGAGGCGAACGACUCGUCCCCGGCGAAGAGCGUGAUAUCCUCGAUGUUCGGUGGUGGACCGCGGCGACGGCUGCUGAGUAAAAAGCCCAAAAGCGGUUUAACCUCGGAUGCAUUGAACGCUUUGCCGGUGGCUCCCAAACAGAUAAUUCCGUCGCUACUUAUUCCCGACGCAGUACACAAAUCUGGUGCGGCUUCCCCUGUGGAAGUAGAGACGGCGAAGAAAGUUGGAGGCACUUCUUCGUCAAAGCAAGGCAGGAGCAUGCCGGAGCAAGCUGCUGUAGUUGCUACUGCCGCAGGUCAACACGAUCAUGAAACUGCUACGGGUCUAAUGGCCUCUUCAUCUUCUCCUAUCGCUGGUGCAGGAACAAAUACCGGCAAGGCCGCCGCGCAACAGGAGGUAGAGUUGGGAAGCGACUGCAGCAAAAGCGAUGUUGGCUCUGUGGCGAGUAGCCGACGGCUGUUGCCGGGUAGAAGAGUUUUAGUCGGGGGCGGGGCGAAGAAAGUUACGUCGACGCCUUCAAACAACAACCUCGUCAACAAGAGCGGUCCCUUAACGCGAGCGAUUGCGGAAACAAGCAAGACGAAGCCUGGUUCUUUCCCAAGCAGACCAGCAACACCGGGAGGAACAGCGGCCCCUGCUGGAAGUAAUAAAGGUCUCACGACUCCAGCUGCGCGUAGCGGUAUUAUUGGAGCAAGGCCAGGUUUCAAGAAGCCAGGCACAGCAGCUUCUACUCCCACACCCGCUGUGGCAGCGACGCCUUCAUCCGCAACGGGGGCCGCACGACCAGCGCAGCAAAACAUCAAAACCGGCCCGCUCGGGUUUCCCCGAGGACCCACACCCGGAACAACGGCGGUAGGACCACCGCGCAACAACUUCUUGCAGCGGAGCAAGCCGACGGUGCUGACGUCUAACGCCGGCUCUGCAUCGGAGUUAUCGGACGCUGGAUCCACGGUGUCGAGAUUUACCGCCGGUGGGGGCCGCCGCAAACCGCUGAUCUCCUCGGUUUCCCGAGCGAAAUUUGCGCAAGCAGCCAGGGUAAAGUUGACGCAUAAGGACGUGUUGGGGAUUCGGGUGAAGGUUGAAACUAUCCUGUGCAAAAGUAUCGUACUCGUAUUGCAGUCGUGCAUUACAAAUCUUAAUCUUGUUCUUAAGGCAAAUCCGCAUUACAAAUUUCACUUCUCAUGCUGAGGAAAUUUGUAAUGCAUUUAUACGAGUGCGAUACUUUUGCACAGGAUAGAAACUCCACCGCCGGCAGAAGUUCCUCCAGAAAAUAAACAGAGUAGCGAGGGAGGUGCCGCCGCUGCCAGUAAAGACGCUACCGUUACAACAGAUGCGGCGAAGAAGAAAGACCCAAUGAUGCUAGAAGCCGGCACGACGCAAGGCGGCGAGCAGCAACCACCGCCGCACGCAGUUCCGCCAGAUGAACAAAAUCAAAAAGCGAAGCCAGCCCCCCCGAAAAUCACAUUCCAGCGCCUUCUCACCGAAGAGGAAAAGGAAGCUGAGGAGGACGAGCAUCCGGCUGUUCUUGUGGCACCCUCGGCUUUCGAAUACUGGCGCGAGCUUUACCCGUAUCUGAAAAUGAAACUUUUCAAAAAUGCUAUUCUCGUGCCGUUCAACGACGAUGACAAAUUCGACUUCAAGGAGGGCCGGUUUCUCCGCGGCGCAUUGCUCGAUCUCAGUGUCGACGCAGACGACAUUCUGUUAACCCUGGGAAUCCCGGCGAGGCUGUUGCAGAAGCCGCUGCAGUGGGUGGACAGAGAGAAGUUCGAGAAACACUUAGUGCGGAUCGCGCCGAAGCCCCCCCCGAAGGAAGUGAAGGAAAAAAAGGUGAAAGAAGUGAAGGAAAAAAGGGAACGGCCGGGGAAGGAACAUCAACUACAUCGGGAGAGGAAACCAAAGGAACAGAAAUCAAAAACUCUUGCGAGGAGCAGGGACAAAAAUCAGCAAAACAACUCUCCGCGGCACCGAAAAAACCCGGCCCCAAGCAGGAACAGGCUCCUCUCUCGCAAGAAUAAAGAUCCGACUGGGCAGAUGGACAACAUGAAGCAGGGUCUUCUAGAUGCGAACAGCGAAUCUGAGCUGCUCCGCGUUCCAGGUGGUGCAUUGCGCUUCGCCAGUAGGCGGAUCAUGCGGGAAAAUAACCAGCAGCGGAACAAUGUUGACGAACAAGGGCUUCUCGUCGCUGAUGACGACCAUUCAUCUGGGAAAGACGAACGCAGCGGUCAACAGUUCCUAUCUUCCGAAGACGACGACGACAACACCAGCGUUGAUGCAGAAUCCUCGGAAGACUCAGACUUUAGUCGGGACUAUUACAAUGACGAAGGCAGCAUGAAGAUGUCAGACGCAGACCCUGAGGAUUUGUCUCCAAACGAGCAGCUGAACCUUCUAGACCAAAGCUUCGCCGUGGGAGACGACCCGAUGGAGAGUUUUCUUGCGCAAGAACCCCAGAACGCGGGGGAUCUCGUUUUGUUCGAGCAAGACGGGGGGAGCUCUGGUAGUGGUGGCGGAAAUAGUAACCAGAACCUCAAUCGAAGCUUGUUCGAUUUUGAGUCCAACUUGAACGACUCGGCGCGUCAGGAUCUGGUGCUGUUUGAGAAUGCCGAUAAGAACGGCGACAAGAAUAAUGUUCUUGACGUCAGCAUUCGAGGAGACCAUGGCGCACAGCCAGAACCUUCGAGCCACGACAUGAGCAAUGUCGACAUGCUCGUCCCAUACGAGGAGGAGCAAGAUCAAAAGGAGACCGCCAUCGUGCUAAAAACCCCCGAGCGAAACAACAAAUCCGCUUUGGGAGGCGAAGAAGACCGACACGACAGCAUUUUGCCCAGCCCGUACGGAGAUUUCGAUCUGAACGUCAGCAUGGCAAGUGUGGUCAAUAACACCCACCGCGGAGCGAGGAACUUGUUUGAAGAUGAUGGCUUCGAUGAAAAACAACUACAGGCUGCUCGUAUUAGUGACGGUCAAAUCGGCAGUACCGCCGCGGAAGAUCUUCAACAGACCACCACAAAAGUCGAAAAGUACAGCUCUCUUGACGCUUUAGACAGGGCGUUUGACGCAAAGUGUCAGGAGCGCGACGAGAAACGCGCAGAAAUGGGGGUGCUGCUGGAUGGCCCGGAGGAUUCGUUUCUGAUGCAAGACGACGAGGCUAAAAACGAGCUUGUCCUGUACGACUCCGAUGACCCCGAUGCGGUUUUUGACGAUUACCUAUGCUCUGCAAAACUAUCGUACUCAUAGUAAUUGCAGUCCUCGCCCGUGACAAAUCUAACCUUCUAGGUGAUCUAGCAUGACAAAUUGCACCAGUUGUGUUCUUGAAGAAAUUUGUCAUGCUAUUCAUCAUGCCAGUGCGAUCCUUUUGCAAUGCAUAUCACCAAUCCUACUACGAUAGUGAUGAGGAGUGGAAGCGGAAGCUGAACGACGAGGACCGCGAACUGAUCGACGAUCUGGAAGACCGUCAAAAACCGCCAACAGCCGAGGACGUGCAGCAGUACAAAGACAAAACGUUUUCCAAGCAGUACAAAAAGAUGCAAAAGUUGGAGAAGCGACUGCUCCAUUUGAACAAGAACCACGAAGACCGCUACACGGAUCCGACGAAGAAAAUCCACGUGGAUUUCGACCCGGAAUUGAUCGGCGCGGGGAGGUACGAGCAGAACCUGGUAGAGGAAAAGCAGGGUUGGCGCGUCCGGAUGAACCACAUUGAGCAGGUUUGGGGGAAGUACCCACUGGAAAAAUUUCAGAUGAUCAGAGUGGUUUCUGAUGAUGAGGACAGCAAGAUCAAAAACGCGAACCAAAAGAGGCUAGGCGUUUACGAGGAUGCCAGUAAGAUGAUGAAGUUUCAGGCCGGACACGGCCGGGUGUUUGCGGAGGACAUCAAUAAAGCAGCUGGGAGGCCUGGCGUUGGUGUUGAAGAAGCAACUGUAUCUUCCGGAGUUGCGGUUGCCGCUCCUGGUACAACGCCGGCGGUAGUAGAAGGUGGAGCUCCUGUAGGAGGUGUCGAAAACAAGAAUGAAGUCAUCGACCUGUCGUCGUCGUCUUCAGCGAAGGAAGUAGGCACUGCAGCUCUUCCUCUUCCAGCAGGGAAGAAAACUGGCGCCGCUCCUGCACCGAAAAGCAGGCGGCUCUUGCUGUCUAGAAACAACCCAGGAGGAGGUACGAACACAGGAACAAGUCAGCCGGAGAAGAAGAAAGCUGAGCAGGAUAAAAAGGCAACAGAACAAACAAAGCCACCCAUCGUCCUUCUCUCCGAUAGCGACUCGCCAAGUGACGAAGGCAAGAAGGCGGCGAAAAGAAGACAGAACCAGAUUCAGGCCAUGCUGGACCGCGCACAUUUCAAGUACGAAGACGAACAGCGAGCGAACUCGAACGAAGGUGAGGAUAUUAAACCCACCAUUGGACCACAACGACGACUUCACCAAAGCGCCAACGAGCAGGUGGUCGCAAAAGAAGAAACUUUCGACGAAAGCGGUGUCCUCCUCGUUUCCGUGGAAGACCUGCGCAAGCAACACGCAAGGAAACCGACGCACAGCCUUCCUGCGCACAUCCGUGACCGGGCCGCGCGUUAUUCGGGCUACAACUUCAACGGUAGUUUUGACGCAAAGAAGGGAUUGUCCGUGUUGGAGCCGGCAAAAGAAACGACGAAAAGAUUGGAGGCUUUCAAAAGGAAAGCCGACGAGGACGCAGCAGCUGCGAGGAAACGGCAAACAAACACCGGUGAUGCAGCGCCGGUGGAGAACGCGAGUGGAGGGGUGGCUUCUAGCAGCUUUUCCGCUGCAGGAGCUCCUAGUAUUGCUGGAGGAUCUAAAAAUGCCGCUUCUGAAGACGUCGUCGACCUGGACCUGCCGCUCGUACUAGCCGCUUCUGGCGACGAUUUAUUUGCGGCAAAUAAACCAAAAACAGAAGACGACAACCGGCCCCUUCUUAUUGCCGACGACAACCAAGGAGAUGCUGAGGAUAGGAAUGCAGCUGACGCUUCGGUGGUUAUCGAUGGUUCUGGUUUCGGCGAUAUUGUGCAGGUCGGACUGCUGCAAGGCGCGGCCGGUGUCACUGCCUCCGCGUUGUUCCAGCAAAACGAAGUAGCGCGAGAAAAUGAACCUCCGGUUGUAUACGACAAUGGCUGCAGCAAUGAUGUUUCCGGUCGAGAAUUCCAGCUCCGCGCUGCCGGUGGUGAGCUGUUCGAAUGGCACAAAAAAGAGAAAAUCCACGGACAAAAAUGGAACAUCUGGAGCAGCAUCUACUCCAACGAUGUUGUCCCGACAAUCCCGAGAAGAUACUUCGAACUUCAGCAGAGAAAAACCUACAGAAGACACACUCUGCACAAACUGGCGUUGGGGUGUGCGCGGUACCUGCAGCUCUACCAACAGGCGGUGUACCAUGUGAUGCAGAUGGAAAAACUGAAUCGAGAAUUCGAGGAAGGGACGAGCAAUAAUUUUUCAAGCGAGAAGGGGAACGCAGCAGUCAUGACAGUUCAACACACCGAUCAAGAAAUCCGCGACGACGACGAUGAAGAACACUUUCAGGGACCGCCAGACCUUGGGCGUGCUCAGGAUGAAACCCCCCAGCGGUGGUUUGGAAUUGAAAGGAAGGAUGAGAAUGCAUCAAAUGGAAGUAAAAAUGCAGGUACUUCUUCUACCGACGAGGUGGGGGCCACGGAAGAUCAGGUUGAAAAUGAUGAAAAUGAAAAUCACUCAAACAAGCGCGGCAAGGUUCCCGUGGACUGCAAGUGCGUGUGGGACAACAAGCGGAUUCUCUACAGGGUGAAGGUUCUCGACGAGAAAUCUUCGAACCAGGAUGCCGUGCAAAGGAGCGCCAAAAACGCCGCUUUGUGGUCUACGUCCGGAGCGGCAGCUUCAACGAGCAGUGUCUGCAGUGUGCUGGGAAGCGAGAUGAAUCUGGAUGGGUCUGUGCUCGGAGAGGACGAAAUGGAUGUGGAUGAGGCGCGGCUGAGAAAAAUCACAAUGUUAGAGAAAUACAACAGUGGGCUUCGAGCUGGCCGCGUCGUUCUGACCGCCGAUACCAUGAUGCAGUUCGGAAACAGUUGCUCAACUGCAGCUGGCGACGCAACUACGAGAGCGCUUGGCCGCAUUUUUCCGCCAGAUGAAGAUGACACUCCCGAUUUAUUGCAAGGAUUUCUCGGCGAAGAUGACAAUCGUGAAAUGCUCCUGAAAGAAGAAAAUGUCGCUGCGCGUUCUAUCCGACAACACCAGCAGAAAAACUCGGACGCAAACGAGCUCCGCAGCCAUUUCAACGCACUCGGUUUGCAGAUGGGCUUGCCGCUACAAGCAUCUCUUGGGGAUCAGGAACUCGAACUUUUCGAGAACCAUCAGGAAUUCACCAGCAUUUCUCCGGAAUCCCGCAUCAAAAAUUGGACACCGAAAGUGCACCAACGCGUCAAGCUGAUGCCGCACCAGGUGGAUGCGCUGCAGUGGCUGGCGAACUGCUACGUGCAGGAGCAGUCCGCCUUGCUCUGCGACGAGAUGGGCCUCGGGAAAACGAUCAGUUGCCUCGCGUUUUUGGACUGGGUGGAUAAUGGUUUGAUGAACUCCCUCAACGGGAGCGGGGGUGAUAACCACGACAAUGAAAAUCUGCUGCUCCAAAGACGGGGAAGACGUAUCUUCGACGAGGUGGAGGAUGAAGAAGUAAAUCACCUGCAACAUUUAGACACGGAUGUGUUUGGCAGGAACAUGAACGCCAGGCAUGCACAACUGUCGAGUGACAUUUCCUACUCUGGUGCAGGCGACGGCUAUGGAGGUUGUGCAAGCAGCUGCAUGUCACACUUGGUUAUCUGUCCGGCCCCAGUUCUCCCGCUCUGGAUCCGGGAGAUGCGCAGGCUGUUUGACCAUGAUUUCGACGAGAACAAUUAUAACGGUGGAACAACAUCAACCAAGGACGUUGACAGAGACGACGACAUGAAAAACAAGAGGAAAACACGAUACAACCACGACGACUACGCUUUUUUCGAUAAUGACGAUUUGAAGCCGGAGAUGGAAUCCGGUCUUUUUUUCCCCUUCGUCGGCGACUACGACCAGCGCGCGACGUUGAAAGGGCUGCUGCAGAUGCGGCACUACCGGGUGUGGCUCACCACGGUGGAGAUUCUCGCGAAGGAGGAGCAGUUUUUCAGCAAACAGAAAUUUUACCCUGAGUAAAAACGUACCCACACCAUAGUCAAGAUGGGGAAUCGGCUAGACAAAUCCACAAGCUUUGGCUGUUUUGCAUGACAAAUUUGGAUUCGUAGUGUAGUGCUGUUUGAGCUAGCUCAGCAGCAUCACAGAUCUAGCAUAUCAUGCUGAUUGGAGCAUGACAAAUUGCAAAACACGACUAGAAAAUGCUUCUCAUGGGGCUCCGCAUGAGAAACAUUUUCAGCAUGCAGAUUUGCAUUACAACUCUGGGGUGGGUACGUUUUUACACAGGAUAAAUUCAACGUCUGCAUUAUCGACGAGGCGCACCGGUUCCGAAAUCCGAAAGCGGCAAAUUUUCAACAUUUGAUGAACCUCCGGUGCAACAUGAGUGUUCUGGUAACCGGGACGCCAGUGCAGGACGACUUGAAGAAAUUCUGGCGGGGCUUGGUGUCCCUUCUCUUCGGAAAGCGGGUUUUUUCGAGGCAGGAAGAGGAAGACGAUUUUGAGGAAGAUCAGAACGCGAUUCUGUACGGCGAUGGCGCGACCGCAACGCUGGUGGAAGCGACGAACAAGAAGAAGAAAAAGAAGCAGGCUUGUUUAGAUCCGGUUUUGAAGCAAAUCGAAAAAUUGUCGAAGAGAAUUAACAAGGGAAUGAACAAGAGAAAUAAGAGAAAAAAUGCUGAUAACGGCGACGAUCUCGACCUGGCUCUUGAUAAUAUGGAGCCCCCGAACAGCGGCAGCAAGCAGCAGGAAGAUGCGAAGCUGCAGAUGAAUCUCGUGAAGAUGCUUCUAAAACCCGUCAUGCUCCGCCGGGAAAAGCAAAAUAUCCUCCACAAUCUCCCCGCGAAACGGGAGGUGUGUCUAGAAGUCCCGAGGAACGCACUGCAGAAGCAGAUCGACGACAAGAUGCGAAGAGAGAUGCAAGCGAGGAUGGAUGACAAGAACGGCGAUAAAAAUGACCUGGAAAACAAGCAGGAAACGGCGGUGCAAACCACUAUCGCGAUGAUGCGGAGGUCUGCGCAGCACCCGGCGCUCAAUUGGAGCAAGGAAUUUGUCCGAUACAGCAUGACCAUCGACGACUUAAUCCGCACCAGCCCCAAAUUGGAGCUGCUCGACCGGGUCUUGCCGAAACUGCUACUGGCGAGGAAAAAGAUCGUGAUUUUCACGCAACUGAAACAGAUGCUGGACCUGAUCGCCCGGUAUCUGACCGCGAAAGAAGUCGAUUUCUGCAGCAUCGACGCCAUGAGCGCACGAAAAGAGUACCAGAAGGAAAUCGACCGGUUCAGCGGAGUCGGUGGCAGGAGUGCGGCUCGUGCAGUUUCUGUUGCAGCGAGAGGAAGAAAUGCGAAGAUGAAGCGCGCAACCACAUCGGCGGCGGGCAAAACCAUUGAUGACGACGAUCUUGACCUUCUAAAUGACCAGGCAGGCGCCCCCGGCAACUCGCAAAACUGCUGCGUGUUCGAGCGGGAACGGAGAAUCCGACAAAAACUCGCAAAGUUCGCGAAGACAUACCGGAAGGCUGAGAAACGGCACAACAAGCAAGACGGGACUGCGGCGGGUCACCAACUUAUAUUGCAACCUUCCGCAACACAAGCUGCUUCGGAGCAACGGGAAUUACUGGUUGAAAAAGCCAUGGAGCAACAACACGACGACUCCGUUUUGCUUGACGCUUCCUCUUUCCUCGACCAAUCCCGAGUGGACCUUGAUGACAGCAUGGUGUAUAAUCCGGAUCACCCACACCAAACCGCACUGAAAACCAUCCAGAAACAGCAGAAGAAGCAAAACCGGGAGGCACUGGAGAAGGUUUUGCUCAAAGAUCCGCAGCUUGCGCUCCUGAUGCGAAACAUGCCGGAAGAUGUGAACCACAUCGACGUCAGCUCGUUCCCGGAUGAAGACAAUGUCAAACACGCUUUAGCCAACUGGCCCGCCGUGCCGUUGAGAAAAACGGCAAAUGUAUUCGAGAACUACGAUUUCUACAAGCCGCAGGCGGUCUUUCCGAAGCACAAACAGCACCAGCUCUUGCAAAAAACCCGGAUACCGACGAUGGAAAAGCUUGACACGAUUCCCGUCGGCGAUCUGGGGAACGUGUUGGCGGCCGGGUUUGCGAAUCCGAAAAGCAAAGCCGUCGUGGAGGAGUACAUAAAGAUGCGGAAACUGAACGAAGGGAGGAGUCCCCAGGUGAUGCUGUGCACGACCCGGGCGGCGGGGGUGGGAGUCAAUUUACAGGCGGCGGACACGGUAUAAUUACAAUUUACUUGGAACUGGUGUGAGGAUGAAUCAAUUGCAAGUGGACUAUUGUUUGAAUGUGUGAUCUGUGCAGGUUUUGGCUUCGGCUGCUUUUCCAAACUGAAAAUCACAUGAAGGUCACUCCCUGAAUUCUUUGAAAUCCUCAGGUUAUCAUGUUCGACGCGGACUGGAAUCCGGUGAAUGAUGUCCAAGCGAUGGACCGGGUGCACCGCAUUGGGCAGCAGAAGGAAGUCUUGGUCUUGAAGUUCCACCUGCACAACGAUUGGUCGGAAAACCAUGUGCGGGAAAUGCACACCGGAAAAAUGAACUUCGCCCAGCACAUGAGCAGCACGACGUCGACCGGAAGUAAUAACGGACAGAGAAAGCAGGAUCUUUCAGGCAAAGGAAGUAAAGAUAAAUCCACGAAAGCGAAAAGCGACAAGCUGCUGCGAGAUGACGUUGAAAAGCAAAAGCCUCUUGACGGCAAACAGGAUGAAGAAAGAGAAACUGGAAGCAAGCAGGUCUUCAGCCCUGUGCGUUUCAAUAUGGCGGGUUACGAAGAUGAGAAAAAAGAAGAUGUUGAUCAAAAUAAAGAUGCAGGAGCUGCAAGAACUUCUUCGUCGGCUUUUCGCGGAACCAAAGAACGCCGAAACAAGAACCCGAGCAUUCUGUACAGCGAUGCGGACCAACGGGUGGAAAGCUCGAUGCUGCUCGACCGCUCCCACGUGAUGCAGGACGAUUACUUGCGGGCACGGCACAUGGGCGAGGCGAUUCUAGGAUCUAUUGCGCCGUCUAGCAACUUCGGACCCGGCCUUUUUGCUGUUGAGAGUGAAGCCGGUGUAGAUGAGAGCAAAAAUCGACCCAACACCCAUCUCGCGAUGCUCAACUCUCCGUCGGUGAACAACAAGGCAAGUUGGAUCUUUGGCGGAACAGAUGCGAGCGCGGUCUUCGCCUCCCCAGGGUCCUCCCCCUCUCCUUUCGCGGCAGCUUCACCAAGUCAUGCAGAUGCAGUAGCAGCUUCGCCAUCGCCCGCGCCGUCUAGUGCAUCUUCGUCAGCAUCUUCCGCCGCGGGAGCAGCGCAACAAGACCUCCUGCUCCCGACUUCCAAUCUGCCCACCUUGCGGGAAAUCAACGAGAUGCUGACGACGAACCCGCGGCAGGCGGAAGAUUUUUGCAAAUUCGAUGAGGUGCUGCUGCAGUCGAAGACGCUGGUCGUGCACGACUCUUUGAAAUUGCAACUGGGGGAGAAGCUAACGGGGAAUGGGGUGAAGCUCGACGUGGAGAAAAUGCUGACUAGUAUGGAAGAUGGUGGUGACAAUGCAGCCGACGAGCGGCAGAAACUGGUACAAGCAGUGCUGGACAAGCAGAAGUCAACAUCCGCAUCAUCAUCCUCUUCAUCUUCCUCAACAGUAGCGACAAAGCUUGUCACCACAACCGACGGCCUCGGCCGCGAACUGGAUCUAGACCUCUCCAUUUCCCUCACCGAGGACGACGACGCGAGCAACUCCGUGAUCAGCGUGAGCAGCGACUCGGAGAAGUCGGUUGCGUCUAAAAUGAAAUCUGACAGCAGCAGCGUUGUGGAAGACGAGGAGGACGAUUUGCUAGCUGAUGACAACCCGAAACCCCCUCCGGCGAAGAUGCGGAAAAAGGAAAAAACGGAAGAGGAACUGCAGGCCAAGCUGGAGCGACUGCAGCAAAAGGAGAAGAGAAAAAAGCAGAGAGACCAGAAAAGGCUGCGGAAGUGGGAUAAGAAGCUGCUGCGCUUUGAGGAGAAACUGGCAGCGAAGACGGCGCUGGAGAAGAAGAAACGGGCAGAAGUGGCUGCGGCGAGAAAGAAGCUUGGUGUAGUAGUUGACAGGAAUGAUAAUAGUACGACGCUGCAGCAAGACAACAAGCAGAACCAGUUUGUAGUACAACCAGAUCCGGCUUCUACUCUUCUCUCCAGCCAUGACGUGUCCAGUGUCCUCAUUGCCACUAACCGCAGCGUGACCAAAGCUGAGGCGAAAGACUGGCUGAAGAAAGUUGACGCAUUUGCCUCCACUUCCCGGUACCAGCAGCAGAAGCGGACAGCAAACAUCGAGAAAAGAACGGAGCGGGAGCAGAAGCAGCUGCAAUUGAAUUCGGAAUUUGGAUUUGAUUUUCUGGAGAGCGACGGGGGAAUUUUCAACAACGGAGAUUAUCCUGUGCAAAAGUAUCGUAUUCGUAGUAAUCGCAAACAUGCAUUACAAAUCUUGCUCUUAGGGUAAAUCUAAAUCAGCAUGACAAAUUUUAUUUCGUAUGCUGAAAAAAUUUGUAAUGCAUUUGCAUUCAUACGAGUACGAUACUUUUGCACUGCAUAGAGAUGGACGAAGUAUCCUGGCCAGCGACGGAUGGCAGGUGCCGGAUAUGAGCAACGCGUCGAUGCUGCUUGCUGGAGGAGAUGUUGAUGGUGGAUUUGAAGAGUUUGGUGGAUAUAAUAAGAAUCACCGCUCGGUCGAGUUUUUAGAACAGGAACAAAACAACGACGGGAUUUUGCAAGCCGAAUUCUUGUCUAAAGACGACAAACAAGACCCUUUUGAAACGCGAACAACGUCCAAAGCCGGUGGGGGCGGCGGAAACGGGAACGGGAAUAGAAGUAACGGCCGAGGUGGCGGUGGCGCAGCGAAUAAGAAGCGCGACAGAAAGAACACGUCCAACAAAAUCCCUGACUUUGAUCUCGAUCUUGAUCCCGACAUUCCGGGCGUGUUACAUGACAGUGAUGCGGAGCAAGAGUUUUUACGGAAGAAAAAAAACCAGCAAGGGCCAACAAGGAAGAAACCACCAGCUGAAGAGAAUAAACGCCGUGAAACUUCUGUUGAAACCCUCCUUCCGCCCAUCUCUGACGAUGAAAUCCAAAACAACGACCUGAAAGUGCUGCAACAAGGGGCCGCGACGAAAAAAACGAACAAGCGGAAAAUAAAUCAGAACGCGACGUCAGCCGCAAAGAGGAGGAAGAAGGAGGAAGCCGAAGCAAAGCAGCCUGAGGUCGAGGUGGACCUGGACGAAGUGGAUGAUUUUUUCUUUGAAGAAUUUUAUCAAGACGAUGUGAGCAUUUUAGACAACAAUGGUGACAUGAAUGCGCUUUUCGACGAGUUUGAAGUGUGAUAACAAUAAACUGUGGUUUUUGCGAUAGCAUGUAAUACUUCGAAUUCCACACGCAAAACAUCAGGAUAGGUGCAUCAUCGCGACUUUUCUUUUUUUUACAUUUUGUUUUGCAGAAUUUGAAUUUCUGACAGACAGCACAACAAGUCCUCAUCCGAGUAUUAGAACAUCAAGUCAGAUGUAUUUGAAACUAUUCUAAACAAGAGUCCGUCUCCAUCUUCGCUUAUGCUUAUUCCUAGAACUUUAGAUUGAUAGCGCUGAUCAUUCUGUUGAGCUUUUAUUCGCCCCAGGGCCAGUCCAGCUUAGGGUCCCGCUUUCAGAGAAAGACCAACCAGUUCAACGUUAAAAGAUGCGAAAUGUGUGUAUCUAUAACACGCUAUUUAAAUGUGAAUUUGGUUUCUCCGAUUGAUUUGAUGAGCUGUGAUAGCACGCUUAGGGAGCUUGCAAGAACCCGAGUCAAUGUGUGAACUUUUUUUGCUGCCAGUACAACGAGUACGACUACAACAACAUUAGUAGCUUUUGUGGAAGUAGCUGGGUGGAUGCAAGCGCAUGGGCUUCUUCGCAUGAGAUACAAAAAUGAGAGCAUUGCGCCCCAGCAUGGCCGUUCCACAAUGAUGGACGCCCUCUGUCGUGGCUCCGCCUCGUCGUGUGUGUCUGUGUUUGGUGUGU